This is a messenger RNA of Drosophila sulfurigaster albostrigata, 1096 nucleotides long. RefSeq lists its product as uncharacterized. Bases 104 to 961 code for a protein of 285 amino acids. The transcript is spliced from 2 exons. NCBI's taxonomy places the organism in Eukaryota, Metazoa, Arthropoda, Insecta, Diptera, Drosophilidae. The record is from RefSeq and is a predicted model, not a curated record.
UUAUCAGCGAUGCGGGAACACGGAAUGGCCAUUAAAGGUGUUGCCAUUGUUGGCGUUGACGUUUAGUCGGUUAGUUCACAUCAAACAACACAAGCGAACAACAAUGGCAGAGCACAGCUGGAGGCACUUUAGCCAUGGGAGCGUACCACCAAAUGCGGUUGUUGCCGGACAUGAUUCGGAUGGCGAUACGAUUUACAUUGGACGCGCCUUCUAUUGCAACGAUAUGCUGCCAGCGAAGGUGAUACCGAACAAGGGCAAGGCAUACGUGGCGUAUGCGCGUCAGGAGGUUGAGCUCGACAACUACGAGGUGCUCAGUGGCCACAACUAUGAAUGGCUGCCGGCCGAGCACGGAGCCGUUCCCCCCGGUGCCGUCAAAGUGGGUCGCAAUUGUGACGGUGAAUAUCUGUAUGCGGGACGUGGCUAUCAUGCGGGCAGCUUAACCGUGGGCAAAGUGCAUCCAUCGCAUGGCUGCCUCUAUAUUCCCUACGAUUCCGAUGAGGUCAAGAUCUUUGCCUACGAAGUGCUGUCACAGCCCGAACGUUGGAUCGACACCACCGCCGGCAAUCUGCCCCCGGGCGCUGUCCUCGGUGGCCACGAUUCCAAUGGGGAUGCCAUCUAUGUGGGUCGCGUCUUUCGCAAUGGCGAUCUCCUGCCCGCCAAAGUGGUGCCUGCCAAGGCCACAGCCUAUGCUGCCUAUGCCCAGGCCGAGCAUGAGGUGACCGAUGUCCAGGUGCUCGUCGGAGCUGGCUAUCAAUGGGUUCAAGCAUCCCAUGGCAAUGUGGUGCCCAAUGCGGUGGCAUCGGGACCCAAUUGCGAUGGCGAGACAUUGUAUGUGGGUCGGGCGCAUUACUGUGACAGUGUGACAGUGGGCAAGAUACAUCCAUCCCAUGGCUGCAUCUAUAUUCCCUUCGGUGGGGAGGAGGUCAAGCAGGAGUUCUACGAGGUGUUGGUGCGUACGUAAAAACUGACUCAUAAUGCACUCGUCGAAUGUGUGGUGUGGUUUUAUCGAUUCGCUGGGUGCCCAUAAAAUGAAAUGAAUGUGGGUGCCCUCGAAUGGGCACAGUACAAGUAUUAAAUAAAUUGUAAUGAACGGAAA